GCGCCGUUCUAUCGCUGGAUUUGACCUAACACUGCGGCAAGGCCGGCAGCGUAAGUCUUCGGCCUGUCAGUCAACCGUUCGGUAGCGCCUGCAACCUGUCUGCCGUCCUGCCCUUCGGCUGCACGCAUCCUUUGGUUCGUCGUCGCCAGCACCAACGUCGCCAGCCUGUCGUCGUCAGCACCAACGUCGCCAGCAUCAUGGUGUCCCUGGAAGCCGCUCACGCGAUGCAGGAGGCCUUGCUGAAGAAAUUCGCUCAGGAAUUGGGUGUAGCCUACCAACUCUACACGCAUCCUCCGGUGCUUACAGUGGACGAGCAGGCGGCACAAGUGAAAGGAGCAACCGGAGAGUUUACCAAGAACCUUCUGCUUAAGGACAAGAAGGGGCGGCUCAUUCUUAUCUCUGCACUCACCAAGACCAAGAUAGACCUCAAGCUCUUGUCGCAGAGGCUGGGACUGGGGAAGGGCGGGCUGCGCAUGGCACCAGACGAGAAUCUCGCCACGGUGCUGCAGGUGCCUGCUGGCUGCGUCACCCCCCUGGCGCUCUUCAGCGACUCUGCAAAGGACGUCGUGCUGCUGUUGGACCACGGCUUCACGUCGCAACCCCACCUGCUCUUCCACCCGCUCUCCAACGACGCCACUGUUGCUUUGACCCGAGAGGCGUUUGAGGCUUUCCUCCGCUCUGUUGGCCGUUCAGAGCCGGCAUACGUGGACCUUGAGGCAAACGUGGUGGUGGGGAAGGACCAACCACCCGACCUUGCCGCCCACCUCCCAGCCCCUUCCACUGCUGCAGCAGCAGCAGAUGGUACCUCCGCUGUUACAACUGCCGCUACCAGCAGUAGUAGCGGUACCAGCGCCGGCCCUAGCACCAGCACCAGCGGGCCCAAGGCCGGUGCUGCUGGUGCAGCAGGGAAGGGAAAGACAGCUCCUCAGAAGAAGACACCGGCUGCCGUACCAAAGGGGCCACCGGGCGAUGACGUGGCGACUUGCACGACUCGGAUCUUGGAGAUGCUGACAGAGCACAUGAAGAAGUGUAACGGAAACUCUACUGUAGCGGAUCAAACCGCUAGUGGCAGCUCAACUACCGAGGAUCUUGCCCUGAAUCUUCAGCAUGCGCUGGUUAUGUUCAAGAAUGCCGCUUAUACAAAUGGCUUCUUCGCUGGCCGUUCGGCGGUGCUUGAUAGGGUUCAAGGCUCUUGAAAGUCCAUGUGCGACUAUGGAUGUUAUAGCCUUAUAGGUGAAUGUAGACCAAUUGUCUGUUUUCAAUUAUUUUUUGCCUUCCGCGCCAGCGCUUGCGAGACAGUCUCAGCAUCGACCCCAGUGCCUGACACCAGCAAUCUGCACUCCAAGAGUUUGCUCACCAUGCAUGUGCUCGACCAUCCUCGACGUCGUCCUUGACAAAUAAAUUGCUUUUUGUAUGUGUGACCCAGAAUGAAGUUCUCUCAAGAGAGCCUAAUUAUAGGAUGGCCAGAGUGAUA
Messenger RNA from Closterium sp. NIES-67, 1474 nucleotides. Lineage: Eukaryota; Viridiplantae; Streptophyta; Zygnematophyceae; Desmidiales; Closteriaceae. The record is from the annotation of a GenBank genome assembly.